GGACUACAUUUCCCAGAGGCCUAGGUUAAGAUGCGUGUCUUUCUCUGUCCCACCUGGGCAGGCAGCCCUGGGGAGUGUGGAUGGUGUUUGGGAGCAGGAAGGGAGGCACUGCGGUGGAGGCCAGAGGCUUUUAGUAGCCCACUGGCUAGUGGCUGGCGACUGGGGGAGGCCUGUAGCCAUAAAUGCCCCUCAUCCUUGAUUGCUGGUAGAAAGAAAGCCUCGGAAAGCUCCAGCCAUGGAUAUAUUUGGAGACCUGCGGCGAAUGAACAAGCGCCAGCUCUAUUACCAAGUUUUAAAUUUUGCUAUGAUUGUGUCUUCGGCAUUAAUGAUUUGGAAAGGCCUCAUCGUUAUCACCGGAAGUGAGAGCCCCAUUGUAGUAGUACUCAGUGGCAGCAUGGAGCCAGCCUUUCACAGAGGAGACCUGCUGUUCUUGACAAACUUCAGAGACGACCCCAUCAGGGCCGGGGAGAUCGUGGUUUUUAAAGUUGAAGGAAGAGAUAUUCCAAUUGUGCACAGAGUAAUCAAGGUUCAUGAAAAAGAAAAUGGCAACAUCAAAUUUCUGACCAAGGGGGAUAAUAAUGACGUUGAUGACAGAGGCUUGUACAAAGAAGGACAGAACUGGCUGGAAAAGAAGGACGUCGUAGGCAGGGCACGGGGGUUUUUGCCAUAUGUUGGAAUGGUGACUAUAAUAAUGAAUGACUAUCCAAAAUUUAAGUACGCUCUCCUGGCAGUAAUGGGCGCCUACGUACUACUGAAACGAGAAUCGUAAAAGAAGAUGGGAUUGCCUUGCACAACUCAAGCGCAGAGAUCUAUGAAGAGAUACUAAUAUAUUUGAAACAUCCCUGUGUCUGUAUAUAGCAUUAUGUGAUGUGCAAACAACAUUGUGUUGCCAACAUGAAUUUUCUCCAUUCUAAAAAAAAUAGUCCUUAUGUGUAAACUUUCAUUGGGACGAGCUUUCUAAGUGUUCUUACAACUGCAGCCUCUAUGGAUUAUAGCACUCUCCAUUGCUGUUUGGGUCACGUUAUUGCUUUGGUUUUCUCCAUGUCCACACAAUUGCGGUUAACCGAGAACUGUGGUGCAGAAUUACUAGGAGGGAAGUGUUUGGGAACGGUUACUGUAUGCAGUUAUCAUAUGUAUGUGUUGGUCUGAUAAAAGAUUCCUAAAUUUUCCCCAUUAGCAUGUUGCAAUGAGUUUUCUGGGCUGUAUGGCAUUCUCUCCUGACAUUUUGCCCACAUCUAUGGCAGGCAUCCUCAGAGUUUGUGAGAUAUAUUGGAAACUAAGCAAGAGAGGUUUAUAUAUCUGUGGCAUGCCCAGGGUGGGAGAGAGAACUCAUGUUUGCUGGGAGGUGAGUGUGAAUGUUGCAAUUAAUCACCUUGAUUAUAGAGUCAUAGAAUCAAAGAGUUGGAAGAGACCUCAUGGACCAUCCAGUCCAACCCCCUGCCAAGAAGCAGUAAUAUUGCAUUCAAAUCACCCCUGACAGAUGGCCAUCCAGCCUCUGUUUAAAAGCUUCCAAAGAAGGAGCCUCCAUCAUACUCCGGGGCAGAGAGUUCCACUGCUGAACGGCUCUCACAGUCAGGAAGUUCUUCCUCAUGUUCAGUCACAGUCAGGAAAUUCUUCCUCAUGUUCAGUAGCAUUGCAAAGCCUUGCAGGCUCAAGGUCUGGCUGAAUCCUGCCUGGGAGAAAAGCUGGCCCUGAUUGUUUUAUGUCUGGAAUUCCCCUGUUUUCAGAGUGUUGUUCUUUAUUUACUGUCUGAAUUUUAGAGUUUUUUAAAUACUGGUAGCUAGAUUUUGUUCAUUUUAAUGGUUUGCUUUUUCUGUUUUCUAAAAUUAGAACAGUAAAUAAAGAACAACACACUGAAAACAGGGGCAUUCCAGACAUGAAACAAUCAGGGCCAGCGAACACCUACCAACAAAGGAUUCCCUCAGGCAGAAAGCAGCCAAACCUUGAAGCUGCAAGGCUUUGCAAUUCUAAUCAAGGUGAUUAAUUGCAACAUUCACACUUGCCUCCAACAGACAAUAGUUCUCUCUCCCACCCUGGACCUUCCACAGAUAUAUAAGUCUUCCUUGCUUAGUUUCCAAUAUACCAUUUCAAUGGCUUCUCAGUGUAGUCUGACAUGGCAGUUGUUAGAGUGGUCCAGCAUUUCUGUGUUCUCAAAUAAUAUGCUGUAUCCAACAGACCUCACAACCUCUGAGAAUGCCUGCCAUAGAUGUGGGUGAAACAUCAGGAGAGAAUGCUUCUGGAACAUGGCCAUACAGCCUGGAAAAUUCACAGUGACCCAGUGAUUCCGGCCAUGAAAGCCUUUGACAACACAUUUUUCCUUAUUAGCCCAAAACAGCUAAUAGUGAAAUGCACUAGCCAGAUCAUGCUCCAAAUAUUUCCUUCCUUCAUUGAUUCAUGAAUGAAAGCGAAAGGUUCCUAGUCACUAUUUCUUAAGAAGUAGCCUACCACCAGUUCAAGAGAUCUCUAUCUUUCCUCGAGCAUUUCUUGCCCAUUCUUCUGAAUGAGUUCACCAGAUAUCCCAGUGUCUCAUCCCUGUUCGCAGAACAACCUUUCAAAAGUAAACAGCAGGUUGUUAAACAAAGGUUUUUGCAAGCGUGCUGCUAUUAAAACAAGCUCCCGAGGAAGGUCCACAGAAGUGCUCUGUGAAAUGGCAUCCCUGGGUUAUAUAAUACUAGAGCUUGUUGUAGAUGAAAUAUAAUUUUGUAAAGCUGCUCACAGUCCUCCACUCAAUUGUUAAUUGUCUUGAGAGCACUCUUGCCCUUUGAGGCCCGUUCUUGGCAUUUCACAACCCUUUUGUGGCCUUAGAAAAGUCCCUUUAAUCUUGUGGAUAAUUUUAUUUUUCAGGACUAUUUCUCGCGUUUUGCAUAAUCACGGAUACAAACCUGUCAAUUCCACAUUCCAUCUGCCUUUUGAAUAAAAGGGGGGAAAAGGAAACUAUCAAUUGCUAAAUCGAUCUGAUAAUGUUAAAUGGGGUAGGUUCUUUUGUUAUGAAAUGCGAUGCCCCAAAAUAUCUCUUCCUUUGUCUUAUCAUGCUAUGCAAAAAUAUCUUGAAAAGAUCGAUGUCUUGUUUAUAUGACUUGAUUGAUUUUAUUACGGUCUUUUGCAGUAUCAUUUUCAUGCUUGGCUGCUUAGAAAUAAUGUUGGCCUUCUA
This is a messenger RNA of Anolis sagrei ordinatus, 3151 nucleotides long. It is a transcript of the gene SEC11C, whose product is annotated as SEC11 homolog C, signal peptidase complex subunit. Gene Ontology annotation, molecular function: serine-type endopeptidase activity. The record is from RefSeq and is a predicted model, not a curated record. NCBI's taxonomy places the organism in Eukaryota, Metazoa, Chordata, Lepidosauria, Squamata, Anolidae. Gene Ontology annotation, cellular component: membrane; signal peptidase complex.